This is a messenger RNA of Macadamia integrifolia, 2307 nucleotides long. Its product is annotated as type II inositol polyphosphate 5-phosphatase 15-like. Lineage: Eukaryota; Viridiplantae; Streptophyta; Magnoliopsida; Proteales; Proteaceae. The record is from RefSeq and is a predicted model, not a curated record. Gene Ontology annotation, molecular function: phosphatase activity. Gene Ontology annotation, biological process: phosphatidylinositol dephosphorylation. Bases 1 to 1836 code for a protein of 611 amino acids. The transcript has 9 exons.
AUGAAGAACCACAGCGGUGGUCGCGGCGCAGUCGCCGUAGUGUCAAACGAAGACUCGAAGAGGAAGGUUGAAGACCGACUUGGGCUCGGCGACUGGAGAAUCAAUGACACCGGAGAAUGGAGAACCACAGCGGUGGUCGCGACUAGCGAUGCAGUCGCCGCAGUGUCAAACGAAGACUCGAAGAGGAAGGUUGAAGACCAACUUGGGCUUGGCGAGUGGGGAAUCGAUGACAACGAAGACCACAGUGGUGGCCGCAGCAGUGUUAAACGAAGAGAAAGGUUGAAGACCAAGGGACUAGGGUUUUUGGUAGGACUUGAGGGGAGUUCGAUUGGGCAGUCAUGGCUUGAUGCAAUAGGAAAGACCUUAGAUGAGGGAUCAACUUUUGAACGUGUUGGCUCGAGGCAGUUAGCAGGCUUGAUCAUAGCUGUGUGGAUCAGAAAAAGACUUAGACCGCAUGUUGGGGAUGUUGAUGCUGCUGCAGUUCCUUGUGGUUUUGGACGUGCUAUUGGUAAUAAGGGGGCUGUAGCUUUGAGGAUGAGAGUUUAUGAUCGGAUAAUGUGCUUUGUGAACUGUCACUUCGCAGCGCAUUUGGAUGCAGUUAAUCGCCGCAAUGCUGACUUUGAUCAUGUAUAUCGAACAAUGGUGUUCAAUCGACCAAAUACUUCAGCUGCUGGUGUCUCGUCUGCCACUCAGUUGCUUCGAGCUACAAAUUUUGUGGGUGCCAACUCUGAAGACGGUAGACCUGAGUUAUCUGAAGCAGACAUGGUUGUCUUUCUUGGUGAUUUCAAUUAUCGGCUUCAUGGAAUUUCUUAUGAUGAGGCAAGAGACUUUGUUUCACAAAGAUGCUUUGACUGGCUCAGAGAAAGGGACCAGCUUCGAGCAGAAAUGAAAGCUGGGAAAGUCUUUCAAGGAAUGCGUGAAGGGAUCAUCAGAUUUCCUCCCACAUAUAAGUUUGAACGGCACCAAGCUGGUUUAGCAGGGUAUGAUUCUGGUGAGAAGAAGCGGAUACCUGCCUGGUGUGACAGAAUUUUGUACCGUGACACCCGUUCAGCUUCAGUAUCUGAAUGCAGUUUGGAGUGCCCUGUAGUCUCUUCAAUUUCACAGUAUGAGGCUUGCAUGGAUGUCACUGACAGUGACCACAAGCCCGUACGGUGCAUGUUUAAUGUUGAUAUUGCUCGUGUAGAUGAGUCAAUAAAGAGACAGGAGUUUGGGGAAAUCAUGGUAUCUAAUGAGACAAUAAGGUCUAUGCUUGAAGAAUUAUAUGAUGUUCCAGAGACUAUUGUUAGCACCAACAACAUAAUUCUACAAAACCAGGACACAUCCAUUCUGCGAAUCACCAACAAAUGCUUGAACGACAAAGCUAUGUUUGAAAUCAUUUGUGAAGGACAGUCAACAGUCAAGGAGGAUGGGCAAGCAUCUGAACAUCAUCCUAGAGGUUCCUUAGGCUUUCCCCACUGGCUGGAGGUAACUCCAGCAGCUGGCAUAAUAAAACCUGGCCAAAUUGCUGAAGUAUCAGUCCUUCAUGAGGAGUUCCAUACCCUCGAAGAGUUUGUUGAUAGUGUUCCACGGAACUGGUGGUGUGAAGACACAAGAGACAAGGAAGUGAUACUAGUUGUGAAUGUACGAGGCAGUUGCACCACUGACAGAAGAUGCCACCGGAUUCGUGUGCGACAUUGCUUGUCAUCUAAGACUCUACAUAUUGAUUCAAGGUCUGGUGACUCUAGGAGAUUUCAAGGAAAUGUUCUUCAUAGAGCUGACUUCCGACACCUCAGCGGUUCCUCUGAUGUGGCUGAUGACGUAUGCUAUUUGCAUAUCCAUGAUGUGGCCAAAGACUGAAACUGGGAAAGAAACCCACUCAUCAGUUGAGGAGUGACCAAGGCAACCAUCCACCCGAUGCCGAAGGCAUCCUUCUCGAGACUGCAUCUAUACAUGCAUCUUGAUGUAAAUACCAGAGGCCUGAUCAUGAUUUUUAUGCAUCAUGGAGCAGGUUCAAUUUGUCUGCAAGCAAUUUUAUUCAAUACUCCUAUUUAAUUUCAUUACGCAGAAUCGAUUCUUUGACCCAAAAUGUUUACUCUUUUUCUUCCUUUUUUGAGUCCAAUACAUUGUAUUCUAGACUGACCAAUCAUUCAGAUUUGUGUAGAAAAGAAAUACUGCAGGCUGCAGGAGUGGUUGAUUUUAGUGUAUUCUUAGUAGAGGUUUUCUGAAUAAUUGUUGUGUCCAUCAGCAGCUAUCAGAAGGGGAACAUGGAGAGUUGUUUUACAUUAGCAAUUGGCUUUCAAGAAAUAUUGUUCUGGUCCUAAUUUUGUA